AUGAAUGACCUUGCAGCCAGCUUUGGCAUUAAAGAGAGCUUUAUUGGUGAUUACACCCUCCUGAACACCAUUGGCAAGGGAUCCUUUGCCAAGGUGUGGUUGGCCUGCCACGUGUUGACAGGGACAGAGGUGGCUGUCAAGGCCAUUAACCAGUGUGACAUAACUAGAUAUUUUGAAGAAGCCCAUUGCCUUAAGAGCUUAAAUCACCCAAAUAUAACAAAAUUAUUUGAGGUGAUUGCCACCGAGGAGAAACUUUAUCUCAUUAUGGAGCACGUGAGCGGAGGGGACUUACUUGACUACCUGGAAAAUCACGGCCCCAGGAGCGAGAGGGAAGCCCAAGCCAUGUUCCGGCAGCUCAUAUCAGCGGUUCAGUACUGCCACGGGAAGGGAAUCAUCCACCGGGACCUGACGCCAGACAACAUACUGAUUGAUGGUGAGCGGAAUAUCAAACUCGCAGAUUUUGGCUUUGGUCGGGAAUUUACCAAUUAUAAACUGACCACCUACUGUGGCACCAUACCCUACAUGGCCCCAGAGAUAAUGCAGCAUCAAAUCUAUAAUGGCCCGAAGGUUGAUGCCUGGAGCCUGGGCGUAGUUUUGUAUAGGAUGCUGGUGGGAGAUUUGCCGUUUGUAGGGGACACCUUUGGGGAAAUAAAGAAGAAGAUACUGCAUGGGAAAGUCCGUAUACCACGCCAACUAUCCGAAGAAGGUCAAAAACUUUUAAAAAAAUUAUUGAUCCUUGACCCCAGGAGAAGACCAACCCUUGAAGACAUAAUGAGUGAUCCAUGGGUCAACAUGGGCCAAAAGGAGGAACUAAGGCCAUAUAGUGAGCCACCUGGGGGUGACAUUGACCCCCAGGUGACAGAAACAAUGAAGAGCAUGGGAUUUAGGGAGCACGAGAUUCAGGAGUCCCUGACACAGAAAAAAUAUAACAGGGUGAUGGGAACGUACCUGAUCCUUAAAACAUCGAAAACCCAGAUGAAGGGCCACACCAUCCAAGUGAGGCCCAGGCCCUCCCCUGACCCCAGCAGCAGGAACAGGACAGAAGAGCCUGCAGUUCCCUCAAGCUGCCUGGGGUCAAGGACGACCACUCCCCAACCCGGCCUGGCAUCCAGCUCCUCUUCCUCCAGCAGCCAGGAAGAGAGGAUGAUGGUUCCCCCACCUAGCCUGGCAUCCAGGACAAGCACUUCCCUGCCCAGCCCAGAGUCUGGGACGGCCACCCCCAGCCAGGCCCUCCCUCAUGGCCCUGGGGGCUUGCCCACCACCCACAGCAGAGGCAGCUCCAGCAGCAGUAGAAGAGCCUCAGAUGGAACCACCGCUGAGGUCUGCUUCCAAACAGCACAGCCCAUUGGUGGGACCCCAGUCUCUACCUCUGGCCACAGGCAGGAUUGGCAGGGGGUGGCUCAGAGAGCCUUCAAGCUUUUCUUAAAAUGCCCGUGCUGUGAGCCGUCCACCAAGCAGGGUCACAAAAGGACCAAAGUCAAGCCCGAAUAA
Phyllostomus hastatus (greater spear-nosed bat) is the source of this 1491-nucleotide messenger RNA. Its product is annotated as serine/threonine-protein kinase MARK2-like. The record is from RefSeq and is a predicted model, not a curated record. Bases 1 to 1491 code for a protein of 496 amino acids. Gene Ontology annotation, cellular component: cytoplasm. NCBI's taxonomy places the organism in Eukaryota, Metazoa, Chordata, Mammalia, Chiroptera, Phyllostomidae. The transcript has a single exon. Gene Ontology annotation, biological process: microtubule cytoskeleton organization; intracellular signal transduction; protein phosphorylation. Gene Ontology annotation, molecular function: tau-protein kinase activity; protein serine/threonine kinase activity; ATP binding.